GAUAACAAGCUGUGGAUGCACAACCAGCUUAGAGAUCUUGGUCGAGAAAUUGUUCGACAAGAAAGUAACAUGGAAUUUGGGAGGCACAGUAGAUUAUGGAACCAUGAGGAAGCAUUGCAGAUAUUAAUACAUAACAAGGGCACUGAAAUGGUUCAAGCCCUCUGUCUUAAGUUUGAUAGCAAGUCACAGUACUAUCUCACUCGAGUUGAAUUUUCAUGUCUACAAACUUAAGGUUCCUCCAGGUCAAUGGCAUGAACCUCGCUGGUAAUUUUGAAAAUCUGCUUCCUCAGUUAAGAUGGCUUUGUUGGCAUUAUUGCCCUUCAAAUUUUUUGCCUACCAAUUUUUAUCUGAGUAAUCUAGUCAUAGUUGAUCUCUCUUGGAGCAAGAUCAGUGAAUAUUGGGAGGGCUGGCAUCAAAUCAAGAUGUCGAAGAACCUAAAGGUUCUUAAUCUUACGGGAUGUACGUGCUUAUACAGGAACCCUGAUUUUUCUCCCUAUGGAGCUCUCGAGAUAUUGAUUCUUGAAGGCUGUGAAAGUUUAGUGGGAAUCGAUGCAUCCAUUGGUGGCUUAAAGCAUCUUAUUUCAUUAAACAUGAAGGACUGCCAUUCGAUCCAAGAGUUGCCUGAAAAGUUGGGCUCUAUGGAAGCUUUGGCAGAGCUCAUUCUUGGUGGAACCUCUGUACAAGAAAUUUUUAUGAUGCCUGGAGGUAUGAAGAAGCUCGAAACUCUUAGUGCUCGUGAUUGUAAGUCAUUGAGCCAGAUUAGAAGCUCAAUCAGCCAGCUGGAAUCUCUCACAUACCUUGCAUUAGAUAAUGCAAAAAUCACUCAUCUCCCAGACUCUAUUGGAGAGCUAGUGAAACUUGAGCGCUUAUCUCUGAAAGGUUGUAGGUCAAUAAACAGACUUCCAGACACCGUCGGGCAACUAGAGUCAUUGGUCGAGCUGGAUCUAUCCAACACAGGGGUAACUGAGUUGCCUGAUCCGAUAAGCAAUUUGAGGAACCUGAAAGUGUUGAUAGUCGAGGGAAGUUACAUGGAGCAAAUACCAGUUGUUAUUGGGAUGCUGGAAAAGCUUGAGGAGAUACAUGCCAAGGGUUGCAACCUGGAGGGUGACAUUCCUAGUGAUAUAGGGGAACUUGUAUACCUGAGAAUCUUGAGAUUAUCAGAUAAUCGCAUUCGUAGGUUACCAGAAACUAUUUGCAGACUCUCUCCUCUGCAGACCCUUGAUUUGGAGUUAUGCAAAGAGCUUAAAGGGCUUCCAGAGCUUCCUAGUAGUUUGAUUAAUCUACGAGUUAGUUCUCAGUCAACGGAGAAAAUCCCAGAUCUCUCCAAUCUGAUUAAUCUGAGGCAAUUGUAUUUGUCCGAUGGCUCUCAUCUGCAGGGGUUUCCCACCAAUGACCCAACCAAGCUGGUCCAAGAUCCUAACCCUAUGUGGCUUGGAAUGUUAUCCAAAUUGGAGACAUUGCAGCUUUCUCUCUCGAAAAUCACUACAUUACCAGCAAAUAUGGGUUUGCUUUAUCGACUCAAGAAACUGGUAUUGUCCUGCGUAGAUCUGCAAUCCUUUAUUCAACUCCCCUCUAGCUUAUCUACACUAUAUAUAGGCAACUGCAAGUCUAUGACAAUUGUUCCUGAUCUUUCAAACUUGAGAAAUCUGUCAGAGUUGGAGCUCCUUCACUCGGCUAUUUCAGAGAUUCGGGGCAUUGAAGGUUUGGAGUCACUUCACGUUUUUUAUGUGAUAUACUGCAAAUUGAAAAAGCUUGAUGGGCUUGAACGGUUAAAAUCCCUGAGGCGCUUGGUUCUACGUAACUGUGAGUCCCUUGACAGAUUACCCAAUCUCUCGAACUUGAAGAAGCUGAAAGAAUUUAAGCUGCGAGACUGUGAGAAGUUGCUUGAGAUCCAAGGAUUUGAUAAAUUGGAGUUAUUGGAAGAACUGCAGAUAUCCCGCUGCAGAUCCAUCGGAAGUUUACCUGAUUUGUCAAACUUGAAAAAGAUGAAAGUUCUGGAAAUUGAGAAUUGUGAUAAGAUCAAGGAGAUUGGAGAGCUUGACAGAUUGGAAUCCCUGGAGGAAUUGAAGAUUUCGGAGUGCAGAUCCUUGGAGAGACUACCAAACUUGUCAAACUUGAAGAAGCUGAAAGACUUGGAGAUCGAGAGCUGCGAGAAGAUAAGCGACAUUGAAGGCCUUGACCAGUUAGAGUCCUUGGAGAACUUGAGGAUUAUUGGCUGCAAAUCUAUAGAAAAGUUGCUAGACCUAUCGAGCUUCAAAAGCCUGAAAUCUCUGUACAUUGAAGAUUGUGAAAAGAUACGUGAAAUUGUAGGUCUUGGGAUCCUGAGAUCCAUCAAAGGAGAUAACUUUUUCUAGGCAUGACACAGCUUUAUUUUCUUCAAAUUAACCAAUGGUG
Messenger RNA from Syzygium oleosum, 2394 nucleotides. RefSeq lists its product as uncharacterized. The transcript has 3 exons. Gene Ontology annotation, molecular function: protein binding. NCBI's taxonomy places the organism in Eukaryota, Viridiplantae, Streptophyta, Magnoliopsida, Myrtales, Myrtaceae. The record is from RefSeq and is a predicted model, not a curated record. The coding region runs from base 216 to 2354 and encodes 712 amino acids.